UUGAUUUAGUUAUUACUCUGUGUCAGUCACUUGCCCUAGACUAGAACCCACUAACCUAAAGCACUCUCUUUCUAUAUCUAUUCAUCGAAUCAAGACCAUCAAUAUCACCAAACUUAUAUAAAUUAUGAUCUGCUCAAUCAUAUAGUUUCAGGGUAUUUCUUAAAUCACACGAUCUUGAUUUUUCAAUUUGGUCCAACUCCAAAAUCCCCCCCUUCCUUAAAAGGUUUAACCAAAAACGAAACUGUUUUGGACUCUGGAAUUGAGUAUCCAUUAAUGGAAGCACUUUAAGAUUCUUGGGUUUCUUUCCCUUUUCUGAAAGGAGGGACCUUCGGUUUUAGGGGGUGAGGGUUGGGAGCUUUAGCUUGAAGGAAAAAGAUGAAGGUGUUGAUCGGGAGUCCAGGAACUGUGAGUGGGUUAACACUAAGGAUAACCCAAAGUGCAUUUGCUGCUUCUUCUAUUGCAGUCAUGGUCUCUGCAUCUGGUUUCUCUACCUACACUGCUUUCUGCUAUUUGAUUGCAUCUAUGGGGCUUCAACUGCUAUGGAGUUUUGGACUUGCAUGUCUUGAUAUUUACGCUUUGAAGAGAAAGAGAGAUCUUCAGAAUCCAGUUCUAGUGAGCCUAUUCGUUGUAGGUGACUGGGUCACGGCUAUGUUGUCACUGGCAGCUGCAUGUUCAUCAGCUGGUGUUAUAGUCCUGUAUGCAAGAGACUUGGGUUUCUGCAAGCCUCAAAGUCCUAUCCCAUGCAGGCAAUACGAAAUAUCGAUAGUUUUGGCAUUCAUCACGUGGCUUCUAAUCGCAAUGUCAUCUCAUGUAAUGUUCUGGAUCUUAGCCUCUUUCUAGAGGACUUGAGGGAUUCCCCUUCAAGCACAUAACUGUUUCCCCUAUUUCACAUGUAAAUCCUUUUUGCUUU
Hibiscus syriacus is the source of this 910-nucleotide messenger RNA. RefSeq names its product CASP-like protein 5B2. Gene Ontology annotation, cellular component: membrane. Bases 376 to 840 code for a protein of 154 amino acids. The record is from RefSeq and is a predicted model, not a curated record. NCBI's taxonomy places the organism in Eukaryota, Viridiplantae, Streptophyta, Magnoliopsida, Malvales, Malvaceae. The transcript has 3 exons.